This is a messenger RNA of Brassica rapa (field mustard), 2044 nucleotides long. RefSeq names its product notchless protein homolog. Gene Ontology annotation, cellular component: nucleolus. The record is from RefSeq and is a predicted model, not a curated record. Lineage: Eukaryota; Viridiplantae; Streptophyta; Magnoliopsida; Brassicales; Brassicaceae. Gene Ontology annotation, biological process: ribosomal large subunit assembly. Gene Ontology annotation, molecular function: protein binding.
CGUGGUUAAAUCAUUAACGGCGUUACAUGAAAACAUUUAGGUUGGCAAUUGGGAUUUAGGGGUUAUAAGACUUCAAAAGGAAAAGUUGGGGUUUAUUUAUAAAUAGAGGGUUAAUUUGGAGGAUUUACUUAAAUAAAUAACUUUUACUUUUAGGGUUUAUAUUUAUAUGGCAAAGCCUUUGUCGAUUUUCCAUCGGAGUUUGUCGUCUAACAUAGAGCCGGAAGCGUCGGAGAUGGCGAUGAACACAGUGAUGUGUCUGUUAACAGACGCAGAAGGAACUCCACUAGGUUCUGCUAUGUAUAUCCCUCACAACGCAGGGCAUUUGCAGCUCAUCAACUUGGUCAAUACGUUUCUCAACAAUGAGGAGAAGUUAUCUUACAGCUUCUAUGUAUCAGAUGAAGAGCUUCUUGUCUCAGUGGGAACUUACAUGGAGAGAAAUAGCGUGUCCGUGGAGAAUGUUUUGAAGAUUGUUUAUCGACAACAAGCUGUUUUCAGGAUUCGCCCGGUUUACCGUUGCUCACAGACAAUAAGUGAUGUUCAUGAGGGUGAGAUUCUCUGUGUUUCGUUUAGCCCGGACGGUAAGCAACUAGCAAGUGGUUCAGGUGAUAAAACUGUAAGGCUUUGGGAUCUCAACACUGAAACUCCAAUGUUUACAUGCAAAGGGCACAAGGAACAUGUUCUCGCAGUUGCAUGGUCACCAGAUGCAAAGUGUCUUGUGAGCGGUGAUAGAGAUGGAAAAGUCUGUUGUUGGGAUCCAAGCAAAGGAGAAUUACUGGGCAAUGCACUUUCAGGUCACAAGAAGUGGAUUUGUGGUAUCGCGUGGGAACCAGCUCAUCUUAGUUAUCCAAGCAGGAGAUUUGUGACUUGUGGCAAAGAUGGGGAUGCAAGGAUCUGGGACUUUACACUGAAGAGAACUCUUAUUGUCCUCAGUGGACACACACGAGCUGUGACCUGUGUCAAAUGGGGUGGUGAUGGAACUAUAUACACAGGUUCCCAAGAUAGUACGAUAAGGAUGUGGGAGAUCACUCAGCAGGGUCAAGGAAUCCUCAAACAUAUAUUGAGGGACCAUGCCGGUUGGGUGAACUCCCUUUCAUUGAGUACAGAAUAUGUUCUUCGGACAGGAGCUUUUGACCACACAAGACAAGUAACAUGUUCAGAUGAAGAAAUGAAAAAGAUUGCGCUCGAAAGAUACAUCAAAGCAAAAGGGAAAGUAGAUUCUCCUGAAAGAUUAGUGUCUGGUUCUGAUGAUUUUACGAUAAUCCUUUGGGAACCAUCCGUUAGCUUACAACCUAAACAAAAAAUGGUUACUACAGCCAGGUUGACUGGUCAUCAACAGCUUGUAAACCAUGUGUAUUUCUCACCAAAUGGGCAAUGGAUUGCAAGUGCAUCGUUCGAUAAAUCUGUGAAGCUAUGGGAUGGUGUCACAGGAAAAUUUAUUACAGCAUUCCGAGGCCACGCUAACUGUGUCUAUCAGAUCAGUUGGUCACCUGAUAGUAGGAUGCUUUUGAGUUGCAGCAAAGAUUCAACUCUCAAGGUGUGGGAUAUUGGAACAAAAAAGCUAAAACAUGAUCUCCCUGGUCAUAAGGAUGAGGUAUCAAACUACUUCAAAGCUCAAGUUGUUGGUUUUGCUUUUUUAUUUACACUCUUUUCUCUCAUAUUUUUUUUUUUUUUGUGUUGGAAAGGUUUGGGCUGUGGAUUGGAGUCCAGAUGGUGAGAAAGUAGCUUCUGGUGGUCUUGAUAAAGAUCUUAAACUAUGGAAAGGUUAAAGGAAGAGUUCUUUAUUCUUCUAAGCAGAUAGUUUUUUUUUUUUUACAAAUAGUUUUUUUUUUUCAAAAACACAUGCACACAAUACAACAUCAUUAAUCUGGCAAACUGGGUAUUUUUACCCCACAAACACACACAAUGGUUGGAACAAGAGGGUAGUAGUAGCAAACCAAUCAUUGUUUCUUCAGUAGUUCUACUUGAAAUUGAAGCUAAACCAUGGUUUACUCACCAGUCUUGAAGAUGCGUAUAAAAAAAACAGACGAAGUAAACAAACUUUAAU